AUGUCCCUCGCUGUGCCACAUCCCCCUAACCGAUCCCGUGCAUCGUCUACAAACGUACGCCCUCCUCUGACCAUAGACACCCUCGGUCGCAGGCGCUCUUCGUCGUUGGUCCACCUGCGUCCCUCAACCCUGCCACAGCCAUCGCAUCCAGCUCCCCUCCAGCCCAACGACAUAUCGCCUCGCGUGCCCUCGCCCCAACCAUCUCCUUCCAUGCUCGCCGUUCUUGCUUCUCGAUGUCUUGACUUGCUCCACGUGCCCAAAAACCAUUCCGUCAUGUCAUCCGGUCCAUCUUCUCCUCAUUCGAUAUCAGACGAAGACUCCAUUCUUCCCAUCUCCGCAUCGUCUCAGCAGACCUCCUUUGGUGAUGUACAUAUUCCAAUACUUGUAGUCAUCCUCCUUUUCCCGCUUUCAACAGCACUUGUUCUGUUCUGUCUGUCCACUCUUCCAAUUUCCGUGUCGUGGCCGCACAACCUGCCAGAGCUUGCUCAGCUCGGAAGAGAGCUGCAUGCUUAUUCACGGAGUGGUUCUGGUCCUUUUGCGCACGUCAUAGGCGUCCUUUCAAUAACAGCUGUGUGGAAACAUGCUUGGUCCGUACCAGGAAGUGUCCUCUGGAAUGUAUUGGCUGGAGCUCUAUUUUCCCCAGCCCUUGCAACACUGCUGCUGACGGCCUUGACGACGAUUGGCUCACUUCUGGCUACACUGCUGUCAACGCCUCUUGCACCGUUCCUGACGCGCUUAUUGCCGCGUGCUCUGGAUAUGACGCGUAACGCGCUCGAAGGAGAGUCGAGCGUUAGCACCGGGGCCAAGUCCAAGUCAUCUGCGUGGGUGCGCCUCUCUGUGCUACGACUUAUAGGCGUAGUGCCCUGGUCGGGAAUUAACAUUGCUUGCGGUGUAUGCGGAGUGGCGAUAACGGACUGUAUGCUCGGUGCGUUCAUUGGGUGCCUUCCGUGGACAGCAGUGACCUGCCAGAUCGGGGACAUUCUGCAGACGGUGGCGUCGACGUCCUCGCCGGCACAGCAGUCGGUGUCGUCACUGCUGACAUCGCCUGAGAUCAUCGUCAAGCUCGUUCUGCUGUCGUUCCUGUCGCUUGCACCCAUUUUGGGAAGAGAGCGGCUGCGGGCGCUGAUCUCGUCGUCGGGGUCGCCCGAUUCGGACAGCGGGGUGCCGCAUCGGGAAGGAGUGGCGCAGUGGGUGCAGGAGUGGCGAUCGAAGAUGCGUCUGCCACGGUCUCGAUCACGCACGCGCGAGGAUGAUCAGAAGGAACUGGAGACUCUUGUGCAGGAGAAGCAGGGUCUUGCAUGAAUUCAUUCCAGGCUCUAUCUCACGACGUACUGGAUCUAUUUAUUAACGACGCGGCACUUUGCGCAUUCGCAGCCGUGGUCUCCUCACUGACGACAUCCGCGGAGAGACGUGGAUUCUGCUCGAACAUCAAGAUACCCUUCUCACUCCAUUCACACUUGCAUACUCUCUUCGACUGACGCAUCCCUCCAUUCCUCAUACAUCCAUCAUCUGACGCCAUCUUAUGACCCUGUUUUCUGUACGCUCAUUUAUCGACGAUCGCUCUUUUACUCGAGUGGGUUAGUACAUACGAGUCCUUCCAUCUAUACAUAGAUCUAUUAUUUCGACACAUCUCCUCUUCCUCCUUCUUAUUCAACGUUAUAUCGUCCAAUUGCACUCCUGCAUCGAUCUCCCAUCUUUCUUUAAUGCUUUCGGUGCGGUCUUAGGGGCGUAGAAGGAGGCUUUUACAUGUUGAUAGAGUCCAGCUGCCUCUACCAUAUAUGCAUAUAUAUAUUUCUGUUUUGUCUUUCAUUUCUGGGUAGUGGGCUGUAAUCUUGAUUUCGGUUAUCUGCAAUGUGAUUCAAUCUGGGAACCUUGCCCAAAUCUCUUGUGCUUUCACCACUACUACACUUGCCCAGAAUGGAAACUCGGUAAAGUGCGUGUUUGCUUUG
This is a messenger RNA of Serpula lacrymans var. lacrymans S7.9, 1949 nucleotides long. RefSeq lists its product as uncharacterized. The record is from RefSeq and is a predicted model, not a curated record. The transcript has 4 exons. NCBI's taxonomy places the organism in Eukaryota, Fungi, Basidiomycota, Agaricomycetes, Boletales, Serpulaceae. Bases 1 to 1302 code for a protein of 433 amino acids.